AUGGAUUAUAUUCAGACGUUGUCAGUGUUAGUUCGUGGAAGUCUUCAAGAGAAACUUCAAUGGAUAUUCAAAUUUUAUGACGUCGAUGAUAAUGGAAAAUUAACAAAACAAACUUUAGAAAAUAUACUACGCUCAUUAUAUGAUCUGUUAGGAGCAAAUAAUUGUGUGUAUCCACCCGUAUAUGAAGAUACAAUCGAGAAACAUUUGGAUAUUAUUUUUAAAAAAAUUGAUCCAAGAAAUCUGGGAAGUAUAAACGCAGAAGAUUUUAUUAAAUUCUGCUUACACGUAAGUUGUUUGUGAAAUCUGUGGAAAUAACUGAGACAGUUUGUUCAACCAACUUAUAGCGUAUCGUAUUUAUAAACUGUGAAACGCAAUCUUGAUUUUGUACCAGUCAAUAUAAAGUACCGAUGCUAGCAUUAACACUCGAGGGAAAACAUAUAACUCAAUUAUGUCAGAAAAUGAGAUGAUUAUUAGACGAUAAAUCUUUUUUAAACUUUCCAUCUCACUAAUGUGAUGAACUAUUAUAAUAAGCUUUGCUUAUCAAGAAAAACAUGAUAAUCAAAAGCAAACGAAAACAAAAAUCUAUAGACAAUUAGAACUUUUUCAAACACUUCAAUGAUUCCAGAACGUUAAUCCAUUUCUAUUUUAAUCGUUGUUUAGGACGAAGAGGUGGUGAAUACAAUCGAAGCUCUUUCGUCAACAGCUGUCUGAUUUCUUUUUCUCUUUUUUCUGUAUGUUAUGUA
Messenger RNA from Didymodactylos carnosus, 743 nucleotides. The record is from the annotation of a GenBank genome assembly. NCBI's taxonomy places the organism in Eukaryota, Metazoa, Rotifera, Eurotatoria, Philodinida, Philodinidae.